UUUGCGGACGACACAACUCUUAUUCUCUCGCACCACGACCCACGUUCCCUCGGUCAACUGAGCUCCAAGGCAAUAACAAGAAACAAUCAAUGGAUGGUCCGCAACGGUCUGAAGCUUAACGCUUCUAAAACUAAAUUCAUCCAAUUCGGGAGGGACGCACCGGACUUGGCGAUAAGGAUCCACAACCCGAACUGCUCAGACGCCAUUCUGUGUAUGUGCGAGAGAAUCGAGAUGGUGACUUCGCACAAAUUUCUGAGGCUUCUCGUGGACCGAGAUCAGAGGUUCAAUUUACAUGUCGAGGCAGUAUGCGGGAAAAUCCGGUCGGGCAUAGCUGUUCUCACAAGGCUCAAAUACGUCAAUUCAACCUCGCUGAAGAUAUCAAUUUACUUCGCGCUAGUGGAUGCCCACAUCCGUUAUAUGAUCCAAGUCUACGGUGGCACUAAUGAGUCAAGGUCGUCGGAAAUCCACGAACUCCAGAAGAAAGCCGUUAGAAUUGUCCUCAACGAACCAUACGAUGCUCACUCCUCUCCGUUAUUCAAGCUCAACAUCUUCGAAUUCAGAAAGCUCUACGCGUUCAGCCUAGUCGUUUCGCUCAUCUCCACAAGCCCGGCUCUCCCGAAACCGAAACAUGAUCAUCGAACACGUUUCAAAGUGACGGGUUCCUUGGCUUUGUCGACCCGGAUGAAAACACGCAAUAGGAGAACGCCGAUCGCGAACUCCAUCAAGCUCCACAACAGCCUCCCAUUCGAAAUCCGGAACUAUACAGGCAACUUCCUUGUGUGUACGAGAGCUCAUGUUAGAUCUUCGAUCAAACAUUACUUCCUGAACCUGGACCUAGACGUUAUAGGUAGGAUACUCUACUAG
Messenger RNA from Galendromus occidentalis (western predatory mite), 864 nucleotides. RefSeq lists its product as uncharacterized. Lineage: Eukaryota; Metazoa; Arthropoda; Arachnida; Mesostigmata; Phytoseiidae. The record is from RefSeq and is a predicted model, not a curated record. The annotation marks the transcript as partial. The transcript has a single exon.